GGGUUUAACAUGUCAUAGGGUCAGACACACCCAGUACGUUGGGAUCUAUAUAGUGAGCUACUGUUCUCUAUUGUUCUCAGUUUAUGGAGGCAAGUGACCAGAAACAGCAUGUCAUCCAUUGGCAAGCAGCUGUCUUCCAUCAGCUGUGCAGGCAAGAAGCCACCAUCACCCUACCCUGACAUGAGACUGGUUUUGCUUGGGAAGACUGGCAGCGGAAAAAGCUCUACUGCCAACUCCAUCUUGGGCCGUAAGGUCUUUGAGUCAAAGGUUGGCAGCUCCUCUGUCACCCAACGCUGUCGCAGGGUCUCUGGAGAAUUUCGUGGGCGACGCCUGACACUCCUGGACACUCCGGGGCUUCUGGACACUUCUCAGACUCCACAGGAGGUUCAGAAGGAGUUGAGGAGGAGUGUUAGCCUCCUAUACCCAGGGCCCCAUGUGCUCCUUCUUGUUAUUCGGAUUGGGAGAUUCACUCAGGAGGAGAAGGAGGUGGUGCGGCAGAUCAAACAGGCAAUGGCUUCUGAUGCUUUGAAUUUCUCUGUGGUGGUUUUUACCCAUGGAGACCUUCUGGAAGAAGGGACAUCAGUGAAGCAGUGUCUGAUCGACGGGUGCAAGGAUCUGGCUGAUCUGGUGGCCGGAUGUGGGGGCAGGUACUGUGUCUUCAACAACCAAAGCAUCAAGAACAAGGAGCAGGUAUAUGAGCUGCUUGCUUUAGUGGACAGCAUGAUGCAGGGAAAUGCAGGAAUGUUCUACAGCAUUAAGAUGCUCCAGAAAGCAGAGGAGGACCUAGCUCAGGAGCUGCAGGAGGAGUGGAGGCUGCUGAAUGAGAAGGAGGAGCUUUUAAAAAAGAAGCAAGAGGCAGAAAUACAAGAGUUGUAUGAACAAAAGCUAGAGAUGGUUCAGCAAAAAAACAAGAGGGAGAUGGAGGAGCUGAGGAAAAAACAAGAGCUGAAGAAGGAGGAAGAGGAGAAACUGGCAAGAGAUCGGGAGGAGGCCUUUCGACGAGAGAUGGAGGAGAGUGACAAGAAGGAGAAGGAGAGGCGGAUACAAGAGAUGGUGAGAGUGAUGGAGAUACGUAGAGAGGAGGAGGAAAAGAGGGAUGCUCUCCAAGAAAAGCUUGACAAAGUUAUGAAAAAGCUGGAGGAGCAGGCGGAGCGGGAAGAGAAAAUAAGAAGAGAGAUGGAGGAGAAGAUCCAAAAGGACAGAAUAGAAAAUGAAAAGAAGGAGAAAGAGAGGGAACUGAAGCAAACACAGAAAGAGCAUGCCAUGAGGCAGAGUGAGGAAAUGAAGAGAGACGCUUUGCAGAAAGAGCUGGAUAAACUCACCCAGAGCUUGGAGGAUCAGAUCAGGAAGGAGGAGGACAGGAAAAAGCAAAUGGAGAACCUGCUCAGACGUGAGAGGGAGGAGAACCAGAGAGAAAGGGACAUACAGAUGGAGAACCAGAGAGCGGAGAAAAGGAGAACCAUGGCCCUCAUGCAGGAGCUAAGACUCAUCAGGAUGAAAGUUGAGCAACAAAAAGCGAUCAAAGACAAUCUCAAGAGACAGGUGGAGGAGGACCUGCGGAGGGAGAGGGAAAAGUGCGACAGAGAAAUUUCUCUGUUGAAAAAGCAGUGCGGAAAAAAGUGUUCAGAGCCGUGCAACAUGACAAUGGAGAAGAAAUCUGCAGAGAGACACAGCACAGUGACAACUGUGACUGGAUAUAUGCAGGAAAUGGGACUGAUGGGACUAAACGCAGCUUUAGAGAGUGUUGGAGCUCCCUGCUGUAUACAGUAACAACAUGAAGAUUUCUAUAGUGGAUUUAUUAUUUUACAGGACAAAUGCAUUCAUUAUAACAGUAGCUUUUUUAUGCAUAUGUAUAUUAUGACCUUACUAACUACUAAUUAUUCAGGAAUGUAAAGGUUCAAUAUGUUAUGACUGAGAAUUAUUAUUAGAUUCAACCAUUAACUCACAGUUGGAAAAUGAAAGGAAAUUAACAUGAAAGCAUUUCAUUUCAACAAAUGGAUUUAAUUCCAUUGUGUCCUAAAUCAGCAAAUGCACCAAAAUAGUACAAACUCUCCAAAAUGAUGGAGAUAAUCUGAUUAUCAACUCCCCGCCCUCUGCUUCGGACUCUCUGUCUCUGUCUCCAUCAUCUAAAUCUGUAUUCAAACAAAACCCUGUUGCCAUUAAUAAAGAUCAAAUAUUACUUGAGUGCUAUUUUAGUGUCCCUCACCGGUGCUCCAACUUCAGCUGAGCCAUCUGGUUCUGGCCCCGACCAAAAAGUCUGCUUUAAUCCUGCAGCAUGUCCUGUGUGUGCGUGUGUGUGUGUGUGUGACAGAGAGAGCGAGUUGUGGGAAGAGUGGGUAUUAAAUUUGGAGUGUGGUGUCAUAUCAGUAUGUUGUCUGAACAAUACUAUGAAAAAUACCUUGAAAAUAUAUGUACAAUAUAUCUCAAUGAUAAUGAAAGAGCGGUGUACUUUUUAAAAGAAAUAGUUAGUUAUAUGUGGAAAGGAACUAACUGAGGUUCACAGUACAAAGUAUAAAUAAAAGUGUAUAAAGAAUGUGCAAUGUACACCUCACUCAUCUCAGCUGCACUACGCAAGCUGAGAUUUAAGUGAGCACGACAGCUUAGGGCUGGUACGGGAUGCCUGACUUGAGGAUUCCCUGAAACAUGCUGACAAGUAAAAAUGUGCUCAGCCAGAGACUGGGUCUCAUCCUAGGAGAGGUCGUGAGGGGAUAAAAAGAGGGGCGCCUGAAUCAGACGUGCAUUACAGAUUUAUUAAACAUGGCAAUCUGAGGGAUGAAAGAACUGAGAAGGUGAGGACGCAGAUAUUGAUGAUAAAGGCCUGAUGGGUACUACUCGCCACAGGGUUGAUGAGCUUAUUAAUGAAUGUCUGGGAUGCAUUAAUCAAAUAACAACUAACUGGGGUGGUUAAAAUAUUAGCGGGACUGAUAAUGAGAAAUACUUGUUGGACUAUCAAAGAAAAAGGAGAAAAGACAUUGUAUGAGGCAUCACAGAUAUCUCGAAGUGCUGGUAAUUCCUGUCACUUACAACUGUUCAUCAUGUUACUACACUGACAGUUAGUGUGUGAGUGUGUGUGUGUGAGUGUGUGUGUGUGUGUUAUA
Messenger RNA from Epinephelus moara (kelp grouper), 3098 nucleotides. RefSeq lists its product as uncharacterized. The coding region runs from base 109 to 1770 and encodes 553 amino acids. Lineage: Eukaryota; Metazoa; Chordata; Actinopteri; Perciformes; Serranidae. Gene Ontology annotation, molecular function: GTP binding. The transcript is spliced from 2 exons. The record is from RefSeq and is a predicted model, not a curated record.